Messenger RNA from Fundulus heteroclitus (mummichog), 1085 nucleotides. It is a transcript of the gene copz1, whose product is annotated as COPI coat complex subunit zeta 1. Bases 124 to 657 code for a protein of 177 amino acids. Gene Ontology annotation, cellular component: COPI vesicle coat. The record is from RefSeq and is a predicted model, not a curated record. The transcript is spliced from 9 exons. NCBI's taxonomy places the organism in Eukaryota, Metazoa, Chordata, Actinopteri, Cyprinodontiformes, Fundulidae. Gene Ontology annotation, biological process: retrograde vesicle-mediated transport, Golgi to endoplasmic reticulum; intracellular protein transport; intra-Golgi vesicle-mediated transport.
AGUGACCUAUGACCUGUACGUACGCAUGACGUCAGGAGCUGCGUCAGCCAAUAGGGAAGAGGCUCUUUUUGGACGUAGUACACUAGUGCUAGCCGGGUAUCUGGUUUGCUAACGAGAGAGAAGAUGGAUUCUCCCAUACUGGAACCUUCCUUGCACACCGUCAAAGCUGUACUGAUUCUGGACAACGAUGGAGACAGGCUUUAUGCCAAGUAUUACGACGACACGUACCCAACAGUUAAGGAGCAGAAAGCUUUCGAGAAGAACAUAUUUAACAAGACUCACCGGACGGACAGUGAGAUAGCAUUACUGGAGGGCCUGACAGUUGUGUACAAGAGCAAUAUAGACCUCUUCUUUUAUGUGAUUGGAAGCUCACAUGAAAAUGAGCUUAUGCUUAUGGCCGUUCUAAACUGCCUUUUUGAUUCCCUGAGUCAGAUGUUGAGAAAAAAUGUUGAGAGGAGAGCUUUGCUGGAGAAUAUGGAGGGACUCUUCUUGGCUGUGGAUGAAAUCGUGGAUGGAGGGGUGAUCUUGGAGAGUGACCCACAGCAGGUUGUGCACCGUGUGGCCCUUAGAGGUGAUGAUGUACCGUUGACAGAGCAGACAGUCACCCAGGUGCUUCAGUCUGCCAAAGAACAGAUCAAGUGGUCACUUCUCCGAUAAUUGUCUUUACUCCAUUGCAACCAGGGAGCCGCUGCUCGGCACAUGGCACUGAUCGCCUCCUCCCCCCUCUGGUUCAGUCAAAGCUGUGAGCAGCACAAACGACUGAUCCAGUCAUACUUUCGGACUUCUACUUUAUAAAGUUUCUGUUUUCCUAAUUUUUUGCUGUCUUUCCGCUCUGUUUUUAUGAUCAAAGUGAAGAUAAAAAUGUGUACAUUCCAGUAAUGACUGGCCUGUUUGGUUGAUUUUGAGUUUUUUUUUUUCUUCAUUUUUUUUUUCUUUCAAAAGAGUAUCUACGAAUGUGAUAUAGUGAUAAACAUCACAAUCUCUGACACAUUCCUCGUGUUGCUCUAUCCUGAUAAAUAAUACUUUGAACAGCAUGCGGUCAUCCACAGAUCACUGUAAAAUGAAUAAAGUGGUGUUAAAAUUUA